Glycine soja is the source of this 756-nucleotide messenger RNA. RefSeq names its product glycine-rich protein 5-like. The record is from RefSeq and is a predicted model, not a curated record. The coding region runs from base 72 to 443 and encodes 123 amino acids. NCBI's taxonomy places the organism in Eukaryota, Viridiplantae, Streptophyta, Magnoliopsida, Fabales, Fabaceae. The transcript has a single exon.
AACACUCAUAGUAGAGUAACCAAAAGGAGAGUGCAAUAACUCGUUGUACAUUCCUAGUGUGUGGGAGAGACAUGGCUAAGAUGUGUGUUUUGGUGUUGGUUCUUGCUCUGGCUGUGGCCACAAGUGCCAGAAACGUUCCCAACCCCAAGGAUGCUGGUCUUAAGGACCAGAAGAACUUCAUCAGCUAUGGUGGAGUUGGUGGUUAUUCCGGGAUUGGGAACAAUGGACUGCCUUUUGGAGGAGCUGGUGCCGGAAUAGGUGGUGGUUUUGGCGGAGGUGGUGGACUUGGUGGUGGACUUGGUGGUGGACUUGGUGGUGGCCUCGGCGGUCCUACCGGUGGAAUCGGAGGGUUUGGCGGUACCGGUAGCGGUGUCGGUGGCGGUAUUGGUGGUGGCGUUGGAACUGGCGUUGGUGGUGGCAGCGGUGUUCUUCCUUUCCCUUGAAAUGAUGAACAUGCAUGCAUGCAUGCAUAUAUGCUCCGUCACGUUUCUUUGGAUUACACUAGUCUUUAUUUUUCGUUCGGGAAAUAAUUGUGGUUUGUGCUUGUACGUGUCGUUAAUCGUUCAAGCUUUGUUCUAGUGUUUCUCUCGCCUGUGGAAAGUAAAAAAUAGUUGUAAUGUGUCAUUCUGUGUCUUUCAUUUGCUUAGGUUUUGUGUCAGCCAUAGUCACUCAUAUACGUGGUUCUUUUACAUAUGGAAUAUUUCAUAUUUAGCAUGGAAGUAAUGUACUCAAUAUAUGAGUUCCAUUUAUUUGCUA